CAGACUGGCCUUUAUGCGGCAAGGGGUGAGUGUGGCUGACGAGGUGAAGACUGACAGGUGUGUAGGUGAGACAGAUGUAAUGAUUGGGGAGACGCCCAGCCCACACUGGUGAACAUACGGGUGAUAUUACCUCUUAUUUGUAUCGCACACGCAUGCGCGCGCACACACACAAACGCACGACAGGAGUUUCAGUGAUAAUGGGCAUCCAGUCAGUUAGCUAGUCAGCAGUACUUUGGCUUUAAUAAGCUUUAAAUUAGCAUGCUAAAUGUGUGCUUCUCUCAUUGCUAUUCAAAAAGAACUGAAGUACGGUGGUACUGUUAUUUUGUCACAGAUUCUGUUCAGAACCUUUAUGGAUAGAAUUUUGAGAGUCAAUCGAGGCAUUGACAGGGUUUAAAUUGUUGGCCUCAGUUUUGCAUCCCUGCUUUUUGCAGAUGAUGCGGUACUGUUGACUUCUUCAAGCCACGAUGUCCAACACCCACUGGAGCGGUUUCGCAGCCAAUGUCUUGCGGUCUUGUUCACGGUUGAGGGCAAAGAUAGGGUCUGCUCCUCUGCCUCCGCACUCCCAGGCAGCGUCAGUGCUCAUCAUGCUCGUCGUCACAGUCAUCAUCCUCGUGACAGUUGUGGGAAAUGUGCUGGUUGUGGUGGCCGUUUUUACCAGCCGUGCCUUGCGGGCUCCUCAAAAUCUUUUCCUCGUGUCUCUGGCUUCAGCGGACAUACUGGUGGCGACGUUGGUCAUCCCCUUCUCCUUGGCCAAUGAGGUGAUGGGCUACUGGUAUUUUGGUUCCACCUGGUGCUCCUUUUACCUGGCUCUGGACGUUUUGUUUUGCACUUCAUCCAUUGUCCAUCUUUGUGCCAUCAGCCUCGACCGCUACUGGUCGGUCACGAAAGCCGUCAGCUACAACCGCAAACGGACGCCCAAACGGAUUAAAAUGAUGAUCAGUGUUGUGUGGCUGAUAUCGAUCGUCAUCUCUUCACCACCUCUUCUCAUGGCACACACAGAGGUGGGUUGGGACUUCACGGAUGACAACGACGACCCCCAGAAGCAGGAGUGUCUACUCAACAACCAGACUUGGUACAUCCUCUCCUCCUGCCUUGUGUCCUUCUUUGCGCCAGGAGUUAUCAUGAUACUGGUCUACUGUAAGAUAUACCGAGUUGCCAAACAGCGAGCCUCCACUGUAUUCGUGGCGAAGAAUGUGAUCGAGCGGCAACCGUCCCAAUCUGAGACCUGCUUUGGGGGUGCCCAUAGGACUAUCCAAGAAGUUGGAGCCAAGUGCAGAAAAUCCCUGUACAAGGCGGACAACCAACUGCCGGGGAACGCACGCAGCUCUUCUAACAUAGAGAGCAACAGCAGCAGCCACAAGAGAGAAGAGUUGGACAAUAUUAACUUAGAGGAGAAAAGUCGGGAGGAUGACCUAAAGACAUCUUCCUUGUUUUCUGCUUCGCUCCGCUUCCCCAGGAGAGCUGGUGGGAAGAGGAAAACAGAGGAGGAAAAAGACACUGAGGGAUCGGCAAGCAGGUUGAAGCCUCCGCCACCAUCUUGUGCUUCCAUAUCGUGGGUAUCCUCGGAUCACUGCUCCCAUCACCUCUUCCUCCCUUCUCCUGUGGCGCGCCAAAGCAGACAGAUGUCUUUGUCCAGAAACAAAGUGGCACAAAUGAGGGAGAAGCGAUUUACGUUUGUUCUGGCAGUGGUGAUGGGAGUAUUUGUCCUCUGCUGGUUCCCCUUUUUCUUUACUUACAGUCUCCAAGCACUGUGCAAAGAGAAAUGCAUGAUUCCUGAUGCACUUUUUAACCUCUUUUUCUGGAUCGGCUACUGCAACAGUUGCCUGAACCCGAUUAUUUAUACCAUUUUUAAUCGAGACUUUAGGAGGGCCUUUAAAAAGAUUAUAUUCCAGACUCGUAAAUGAACAUAAACCCGUGACUGAAUGUGCUCAAACACAAAUGUGUGCACAGUUUUAAUCCAAAUUUUCCACUGCCCUGUAACAUCAACAUUAAAGGGCUUGUCUCUGAGGAUUUCUUUAUUAUCGACCAACUGAAUAACCAUUAACCAUUUAUGGAAGAGCAACAAGCCAGGACAAGAUGAGUGGAAGACAUUUGAAGGAUGGGGUCUCAAAUUAAGUUCCCUUACUGCACAACAGUUCACAUAAACUACCUGUUUGAAUGUUCAUUGGGGGAAAAUGACUGCAGGGUUGUCAUCCCCCUUGAAACUGUACGCUAUUUGCUCUCUUCCUAAUAUUGACGGUAAAAAGGGAUUCUGAGGGAGAGUUGACCAUAAUCCGUUCCAUUUUAGGGUUGAUGUGUAAUAUGUUUAAUUUUCAUGAUUCAUGUCCCCGGCCCAUAAGAAUCAGUUAUGUUAAGAGUUCGAAUGAUAGUUUUCCAGACCUUUAUUAACAGUGCG
This is a messenger RNA of Hippocampus comes (tiger tail seahorse), 2395 nucleotides long. RefSeq names its product alpha-2Db adrenergic receptor-like. Bases 465 to 1904 code for a protein of 479 amino acids. Gene Ontology annotation, molecular function: alpha2-adrenergic receptor activity; epinephrine binding. Lineage: Eukaryota; Metazoa; Chordata; Actinopteri; Syngnathiformes; Syngnathidae. Gene Ontology annotation, cellular component: plasma membrane. The transcript has 3 exons. The record is from RefSeq and is a predicted model, not a curated record. Gene Ontology annotation, biological process: platelet activation; G protein-coupled receptor signaling pathway; regulation of vasoconstriction.